UUGUAAACAUCCGUCAGUUCCCAUCUGACUCUGGGGAGUAUCACCAGCUAGUGCGAUCUGAAGGUCACGGCCCAGCUGUGCUUUCACACGCUGCAGACAUGAGACAUGUGGUGGUGUGAUCAUCACCAUCAUGGGAAUGUAUCGGCACGUGUUAACUACAUGUUUAUUGGUGGCUUUCAACAAUUUGGCCAGUUGACGUUGUCUUAGGAAGGUAUUCUAUAAUCCGUCACCACGUUGCGCUACAAAUUUCAUGGCGACACUCCAUCACCUUUUUUCCAAACUAUAUUAAUUAAUAAAUCAUGCUGUUUCGUGGUUAAUUAGACCCAAUUAUUAGUUAAAAAAAAUGUAUAUUUAAGCAACUUUUACAUACUUUUUGCUUGGAUGAAGCAUUUUCAAGCACAAAAAUGACUAAAUGAAGUAAAAUACAAAUACAAAGCUUUCAGAAAAAUAACAUUAUCUUCCGAAUGCCUUGUAUUUGUGUUGUACUUCAUUUAGGCAUUUUUAUGCUUGAAAAUGCUUCAUUUAGGCCAGAACUAAGUGCCUACUAUUUGCCUAAAUAUGCAUAUUUUUGAUAAAUAAUAGGCCGUAUUCAACCACAAAAUGGCAUGAUUUAUGAAUUAGUAUAUUUUUUAAAAACCUUGAUAAAGUGAAGCCACGGAAUUUGAAGCGCGAAGUGGCAAGGGACUACUGUAUGGUGCGUUUAAGGGCCGCCGAACAAAGUGCAAAAUCGCAACUGUUAUUUCAUUAGGUAAAAGCAAACUUGACUUCCUGAUGCUGCUCAUUUUUAUUUCUGCCUGAACCCGUUCCUUCUCCCCCCACUGUUUCCUUCCUUUAGUGUGGCGCAGAUUUGCUGAAUUUGCAGUGCAGUUUUUACUAAAACACAUUUUACAACUUAAACCUAAUCACAGAAAACAAAACCCCAUCAUAGGCAAACACCCGCUCUGAUUAAAAGAGAAGUGGUUUCCUUAUUCCCAAAAUAACCCCAAACAGUUUCUACAGCAGCUUGUUGUUUUCCAAGCGCUGGUGGUGUCGCACUGUUUACUUCCUCCAUCCUUUUCCCCAUGCAAGCAAGCGGCACAGAGGAGGAUUAAUUAGCCGGCGUUCUCUAGGCUCUCUGGAGAUGGUGAGAUGCUGAGUCCAUCCCACCACGGCUACACAGUGAAAUACUGCCUCUUCCAUCAAAACAACAAGGCUCUUUCGAUAACAUAUGUAUGAAAUAUACAUACUACAGUAUAUGUCACAUCCUGGAGCUCCACUCUCAGUUUGACUUCCUUUGUUGAAAGCAGCAGACCAUUAAAUAUGAAUGCUUGCUGUGAAAUAUGAUCCCCAACCAUGGUUUGGCUUUGCUCGUGAACAUACAAGAAGAUAUUAGUGGCAUGUGAUGAUAAACAAAGAUGUUUUUUGUUUUUUUUUCUCAAAAACCCAUUGGCUGGGUAUGAAUGCCUUAAUAAUUGUAAUGGUAAAAACAGUACAUUGGACUUAGCAGUACAGUGGAACCUUGGUUAGCAUCAUUAAUCCGUUCCAGUAGGUAUGCCUCAAACCGAAACGUACUCUAACCAAAUACACUAGGUCCCCAACUUACGAACACCCGACUAGCGAACACUCGCGGAUACGAACACAAGCCGACUGCUCUAUAUGUUAUUUUAUUUUGCCCUGUAGUCAGUCGCUCAAUCAGUAUUUAUACUGCUACUGUACAUGCUUGACCAGCAGAGGGCACUGUGACACUGCUAAUGGGACCAAGAGGCAGCCUUAGAGCUAAUGAGACCAACAGAGGAAGAGUUAGACGCUGGGGAGAUACAGUGUAAAGCUAAAUGGAAAGAUAAAUGAUACAACCCGGACAGAGCGUGUGAUUAAAGUUUAUGAAGAGUUAAUAGGCCUGCUUAAUUCUACACCACCCACAGAACACUACCUCUUUUAGAAGAGUCUAACCACGACCAUUUGUCCUUUUUUUCAAUAACUCCUCCUCCUCCACCACAAUGACGUAUGCUCGACCACUCCUCUUCAAAGGCACUUGUGCGACUCCCCCCUCAAAUCUCACAGAGUGAAGAGGUGCUGCGCUUUUUUGAGACAAAAGCUGAGGACCUUAAUCCCCCUGUGGAGGACUAUGGCUCCAAGCGCAAGUCAGUAUGGAUGUACGGCAUUACAGACAGCCCGAGGAAAGAGGCGUCAGGGAUUGACAGCUUGGAGCCGAUGGUGCUGGAGCAGUACGUGGCCGUGGCCAACUAUGAGAGACAGGAGAACUCUGAGAUCAACCUCAAGGCCGGUGAGACAGUGGACGUGAUUGAGAAGAGCGAAAGCGGUUGGUGGUUUGUCAGCACAGCGGAGGAGCAGGGAUGGGUGCCAGCCACAUACCUUGACUCCCAAAGUGGAACCAGAGACGACUUGGAUCUAGGCACAUCCAGGACUGGGGAGGUGACUAAAAGACGCAAGGCUCAUCUGAAGAGGCUAGACCGCCGCUGGACCCUGGGGGGUAUUGUCAACCGCCAACAGAGCAGAGAGGAGAACUACGUAACAGUACAGCCAUACAGCAGUCAAGGGAAGGACGAGGUCAGCUUUGAAAAAGGAGUCACAGUGGAGGUCAUCCAGAAGAAUCUGGAAGGCUGGUGGUACAUCAGGUAUUUAGGGAAGGAGGGAUGGGCCCCUGCCUCCUAUUUGAAAAAGCUGAAAGAAGACUUCAGCCCUCGCAAGAAGACCCUGUCUGGCCCUGUGGAGAUCAUCGGAAACAUCAUGGAGAUCAGUAAUCUUUUGCAAAAGAAGUCAGUCAGUGAGAAGGACGUCCAGACCGACGGAGAGGGAAGCGCCACACCCGAACGCCACAUCUCCAAAAGCGAGAUCAGCCUGCCUAUGCCCUUCAGCUCUGAGAUUAAUGCUGAGACGGGCAGGAGGCUGAGCGCAGGCCGUGAUACCAACAGUCCAUGUCUGGGCAUUGCAGCAAGCUCUGCCCGAAAUGAAGCCAAAGCGAGAAGCGAGCAAGGGUCACCAGCUGUUGCCAGAGUCGCGCCGCAUAGAGUUGAAAUUGGGUCUCCAAACUUGAGACAAAAGCCUCCUCCAAGAAGGGACACCAAUUUGGGGUUCCAGUUACCUAAACCACCAGAGCCACCCGCCGUGGAAGCGGAGUAUUACACGAUUGCUGACUUCCAGUCUUCCAUUUCUGAUGGCAUCAGCUUUCAUGGAGGACAAAAGGCUGACGUGAUAGAGAAGAACCCUGGAGGCUGGUGGUACGUGCAGAUUGGAGAGAUGGAGGGCUGGGCCCCGUGCUCCUACAUUGACAAACGCAAGAAGCCUAACCUCAGCCGUCGAAGCAGCACCCUAACCCGGCCCAAGGUUCCACCCCCAGCCCCACCUGUAAAAAAGCACGAUUCUGAGGAAAGUCCUCCUCCUUCCACCUGCACUCUGAAAGUAUCAGACUCCCUUAAAAGGUCUGUGUAUGAGGAACCUGAAUACGAUGUUCCUGCAGUUGGUUGUGAGGGUGAAUCAGACACUGAUUCUCUCAGAGGUGACCACUCCUUGGAUGUGAAGCUCAGCAGUAUAGUCAACAAGUAUUGCAGUGCCCCACCCUCAAGUAAAGCUUCCCCUCCUGUCUGCAAAGAGUCGCCGGUUUUCAGUCAUCGCAGGGCUUCAUUUAGAUCUGACGAAGAAGCUGCUAAAGAUGAGUCCAUCUAUGAGAAUGAUGCCAUCCAACCUAAUAGUGGCACUGAAGAAAGAACAGCCAAAGUGUCCAGUGAGCCCAACUCUCCAAGGACCUACCACUCCUCUACAGUUCCUCGCAAACUCUCUGGAUCAUCACCUUUGCCUGGUCGACUCUCUAAAAUCGCAACCCCAGAGAUGAAUAGGAGAAGUCAGACUCUUGGUAGACAAAUACACAUUAACUUCCGGUCUCAGGAGAACAGUCCCCACUCCUCUUCAGAUGAAUUGAAAGGCAGAGGCCUUAGCCGGGAUGUAGAGCAGAGAAUAGGCCAGAGCCCUUGUACUAGACCAAAGCCUUCUGUCAGACCUAAACCACUUCUGAGUAAAUCAGAGCCUCAGAGUCCCGAGAGGAAGGACAUCAGCUCCCUGAGACGCCAGCUGAGACCCACGGGUCAGUUACGACAUGGCCCCAAGCCUUCUCGAGGGGAAGACUCUGAAUCAGCCUCUGUUAUCUCAUCCAAGGAAUCAACGUGUUCGCGCAGUACAUCAGAUCUUUCGACUGUUUACUCAAAAGGAAGUAAUUCUGACCUAGAGGGUUCAUGUUUGUACCGUGCCCUGGAUGCUUACAAGAAGGUGCAGGACUCUGAGAUCAGCUUUUCAGCUGGAGUAGAGGUUGAAGUUCUGGAGAAGCAAGAGAGUGGUUGGUGGUUUGUGCGCUGGGGCUCUGAGGAAGGUUGGGCUCCCUCAUACUUCCUGGAACCUGUCAAGCGAGUGGUGGAUACUGCAAGGCUAGAAUCGGAUGCUAGUGUUGGGAGCAAGUCCAACAGCCUAGAGAAAAAUGAAAAGCAAGUUAUGGCUCGGAAUAAUAUCAAUAUUAAAGGUCUGGCCCAGCAGCAUCAAGGAUUGAGGAGAAACACUCCACCAAUUCCUUCCAAGCCUCCUGGUGGCUUCUCCAAGCCAUCUGGGAUGGUUAAUGGAGGUGUGCGGAUGAGGAAUGGUGUGCGUCAAGUAGCAGUGAGGCCUCAGUCUGUAUUUGUAACAUCAACACAGCCAACUAAGGACACACAUUACAUGACUGGCUCUCUGAGACGAAAUGACUCGCUUGGCAGAAGUGACCACUAUGGCUCUGGUUCUGCCACACUUGGCGUCCGCCGAAAUGCCUCUUUCAGCACAGUGCGGCCACAUGUGGUGGUGGAAAGUCAGUCAAGACCCUCCGAGCGCUCUAACUUGGGGUCCUCAGUGAGCGGAUUCAGCUCAAGCAACGUACAGGAUCCCCUUGGCAGAUUUAGCCAGCGCAAUGGUAUCCCUGUGUCUACAGUUCGUCCCAAACCUGUAGAGAAGAGCCAGCUGAUCCAGAAUAACCUUGGCAGGGAUGUGUACGUGUCCAUUGCUGACUACCGUGGUGAUGAGGAAACUAUGGGAUUUACUGAGGGCACCUGUCUGGAGGUCUUGGAGAGAAACCCGAAUGGUUGGUGGUACUGCCAGGUACAAGAUAGCCUGCUACCCCGAAAGGGCUGGGUCCCAUCCAACUACCUUGAGCGAAAAAAGUAAAAGCCAUCUACACUUCACAUGAAUUUCAUGAAGACCCCUCUCUAUUUGAUAAGGUGGCAUCAUUCCUCAAAAACGUUACCCUCAAGCAGUACGUCCUUCAAUAUUGACAACUCAGAAACGACGUUUCGUCUGAUAAAGGAGGACAGUUUAAAUGCUGGUUUACUAAAAUAUACAAAGAUGAGUGUGAAGUCUUCUGAGAGGCUAACAGAAAAGAUGGGUCGGCCAUAUUUGACGAGGACGAGUGAUUCCACUUAACAAACACGGUGUGAAUGGGAGUACGAGCCUCUCAAAGGCCUUUUCUAUUGUUCCAUCACUGCUUGUGAUGUGUGAUUAAGUGCCUUUUGUGUUGGAUCACCUCAAUGGAAGUGCAGUACCAGAUGGUGGAUGGAAAGAUGGAAUAUCAACCAAAUGUUUUAAAUGUGCCAUACAGCUAUGAACAACACGUGUCUAGUCCCAGAACCCUUCAGUGGCUCCAAGAUGAAGACGACGCAGCAGUGGUUCUGUGGUCGGUCCAAGACUCAAAAAAGAUCUUUAAUUGGUCACUUCAGAUCUCACCCAUCAAGCAAAGAAAACUAAUGACUUAUUUGUUUUUAACAUCUUUGGUUGAUGCCUUCCUUAGACAAUUAUUUCUGCUUUCUUGGGACAUCUGUUAUCUGCCAACAGCUUUGAGUUCUGAAAGAAGAAUCGACAAUAUCAGGUGACAAUACUCAAAAGUCACAAUUAGUUUCAUUCAUUCCCGUUUUUACAGUCCAUGCAAAGAAACAGCAAUCAGUCUCGGGUGUAACAGUGUUAAAAAUAAUGGCGUUGCUAUUGGUUUUCACCAAGGGGGUCAUCUAAUAAAUGAGUCUUUUCAUUCGUUACCCACAGGGAAAUGUGGCGUGUUCUUACAUAUCAUAUCAACGUUCUGGACGUCACGUCAGUCGCCAUUGUUUACUUCAACACAGGAAACUAAAUAGUUAGUCAGAGUUGUGGUUGCUCACCCUCAGGAAAAUACUGCCCACUAGCGUUGUGGUAGAGAAUUGCAAGAUCAUUACUCAGCCUCCUCUCUGAACGGCACACGUCACUGCAAAGCUAAAUCCCAACUACUUACAUAUUUUAAGUUUUUUCAAAACUGGUAACUCAUUACAUUUCUGAAGUAGCCAAUCCAUCACUGAGUUAGUUUUUUAAAGUAUAAUUAUAGUAAAAUUAAGUGUAAUUCCUUUUUGAAAGUCAUGUGCCCCACACUUGUAACAAUACGCAUCAUUUUGGUUGCAGGCCCAUAAUUAUCACAUCAAAUAACAGUAAUAAAUCAUACUGUUUUUGUUGAAUGCAGCCUAUUAUUACUAAGUAAUAUGCAUUGAAGCAAAUUUGAUGUAUUUUACCUAAAUGAAGUAUUUCCAAGUAAAUUAACUAAAAUACAAAUAUAUUCAGAAUUUGGAAGACACAAAGACACAAAUAUUCUACAUGGGCUACUAGGUGUCAGUAAUGUUUGGUGAGAGACACAAGCACCAGACUUCAUCGCCAGAACAGUCUUUUAAUGCAAAUUUGAUCUCUAAAUAGGCACAUCGAUCCCUAACACAGGCUACUGCAACACAUAACCCCAAAUCCCCUGGCACCACAACACACGUCUUCUUUUGUCUUUUUAUGUCUACUAUCUUGGCUAAUACGAGUGUAAAGGUGACUAUAGGGGUGUUAUUUCAUGUCUAGAAGGCUCUAAUGUUAUUUAGAAGGACGUAAACGGGUUUUCUUUGCUCUAAAUAUGAAAAUACUACAUUUAUAAAUAAGGAAUCCUAUUUUGCAGAAAAUCACCUAUCCCAGUCGGGUCUGGAGCCAAUUAACCAAGAUAAACGAUGUAGUAUUUAUUGUACAUCAAAUAAGGUUUUGACCUGACAAGCAUUGUAAAACCUGGAAGUAUCAGGGAUCAUUUUAUCAUAGCUGUGCAGGAUGUUUUAACCCUCAAAUGAAGGUGAAUGACCUGUCAGUUUUCAGCAACAUUUAAAAGAAGUUACGUAAUCACAAGGAAGUAAAAUGUUCUACUUUCUACACUUUGAGCAUGUUUGAAAUAAAUGACUGAUCAAGACUGCUGAAAUAUCGUCUAAUGAGCAACGUGUUAACAGUUUGUUGUUAUUAGUCGUAGUGUUUGUGUCUGCUGGACAGUAGGAUUCAUGUGUUUUGGCAAUGUGUGUUUUUCAUGUUAAUUUAAACGUGAUUGCACAGCUACAAUGACGAGGAAAGAAGUGAUUCCGUUUAGUGAAUUGGUGCACUUUAAAACCUUUUUUGUUUUUACUGUGCAUUCAUUUCAAGAUGCAGUGAACACCGAGUAUCGUAUUUCUGCUUGUUUCCACAAUUGAACUCCUUGGCAAUGUUUAGCCAGUUAAAAUGGGGAAACGCUGACCUCCAGUGGAUGUGAGAAGAUACCGCAACAUAAAAAAUGAAAAAAAAUGUUAAUUUAAUUUAAUUUAUUACUAUCAUGAUUAUUUAUCCAGUCCACACAGUUACCACAGUGCAAUAACAUGCACUGCUGGUCAGUGAGUAAGCCACAAACUGUACAAAAUUGGAUGCUUUAUUUGGUCUUUUGUGAAAGCAAAGAGCAGCUAUGACGUGUUUGUUGCACAUGCUAUUAUUGGGCAAUCAUUUCUUUGUGAAAAGUUGAUUUUUGUCUGCUGCUGUGUGCUGCAACUUGAGCAAAUCACGGGCACUUCCUUCUUCCUUAUUGUUCUUUACAUAAUGCCUGAUUGAAGAUAUUGAGGACCUAUGAUUAAAAAGCAUCAGGCAACAUGACAAGACGAAGGCAUUAAGUAAAUGUGUGUCACUUUUUGCAUCUUUUCAAAGUACAUAUUCUUGUUUUAGGUCAUUUUAGAUGUGUGUCAUUUUUUUAUUGCUAGUUUUUGUCAGUUUCUGCCUGAGCAAAAAUGUGCAAUGUUUGGUAUACAGUGGUUCCCUGCACUCGCAAUACCAUUUUUGUCAUUAAAAUGUCUUUCUCUAGAAACGCGAUGUUUAUUAUGAUUAUUCUGCGACGUUCCUCACCAUGCAUGAAAAGUCAGCAAAAUUUGUCACAAAGUGUGUCACGUCUGGCAAAAAAUGUGAUAUUUCAGGGGUCCCGAACCCAACCUCCCAAAAGUCACACAGUAGCGCUCCCUUUAAAUUUUGAAAAAAUGAGCCCCUGCCACCAGUUUCACGAAAUUUGCUGGAGCUGUCAAGUCACUCAUUCACCAUUUAUAAAUAUGUGCUAAUACAAUGCCCACAUUUUUUUUUACAUGUUUGUGUCUUAUGCUUCAUUGUUUUUUUUUAUGAACGGGUGAGAUUUCGCACUUCGUUCAGCGGUCCUUGAACUCACCACAGUUGUGUGUUGUGUAACGCAAAUGUACCUUCGUUGGGCUACAUUAGCACUAGCUUCCACAGUCAAUCCGGCACCUAAACGAUAUGUCGCAGCUAGCUAGCAUCUAGCACAGGGGUUUCCAAACUUUUUCUACUGAGGGCCACAUACUGAAAAAUCAAAUGACGCAAGGGCCAGUUUAAUAUUUAGUUUUAUACAUUUUAUGAAAAAAACUGCACCUCAGCCAGAUAGAUCCUUUAUUAUUAGAGUUAAGAGAUGGAAAAGCGUACUAGUGUGAACUUGACUCUUUUACCCAUUUUUGCUGUUUUUUUUUUUUUUAAUUCCAGAUAUCUCAACUUGUUAGACAUUAUUCCCACAACUUUUUCCAAAAAUUCCAUGUUAUUUUUUUGUUUUGUUUUCAUAAUAUUAUGACUUGGAAAAAAUCCUUUAAUAUUUCAACUCUGUGCUUCUAAAAUGACCUUAUUUUUCCUCCAUUUCUGCUUUUUUUGGGGGUUUUUUUGUUUUUUUUUUACAUUUUCCAACUAUAUCAACGUUCAUGUAUUUUUUUUUUCCUCAAUGAUUUUAUUCUCAUAAUAUUGUGACUUUAUUCUUGUAAAAUUGGGACUUUUUCUUGUUGGAUUACAAGUUUCUCUUAAUUUUUUGACUUCAUUCUUGUAAAAAAAGAUAGAUUUGUCCAUUUUUGCUGUUAUUUUAGUUAAAUUCUAUUUUUUAAAUGUGCUGCCACUGGCCAAAAAUGGGCCCCGGGCCCACUUUGGACACCCCUGCUCUAGUGCUAGCCUGAUGACCAGGCUAAAGGGGAGGGGGAGGAGCGGGCCGUGUGUGAAAAGGCGUAUCAACGACUCAGCCAUUGAGCGGUGGGAACCCCUGUGGCUCUACUGUGCGGUUGUGUUUUUUAAAAAUAGUAAUAUGGAUGUCACUGUACACGUUGGCAUUCCCCCUCUAACCAGUCAUGAGCUUUUCCACUGAUUUCAUGGAUACCAUAUCUGUGUUGUCUAAAAAAGCAUCAAAAUAAAAGAAGAAUCCGUGUUCACUGGACCAAAGCGAAAGUGUGUCACAUACGGUGGACUUCAUGUAACAAGAAACAUGAGGGUCUCUCAUCCUGGCCAAAACCAACAGUGUCCCCCUUCUCCCUUUGCCGUUGCUGCCAUCUGGAUCUUCAUCACACAUGGAGAGUCAUGGCCCCAGUGGGCCGCUCUGUCACUCUUGUGCUUGGAUGGAAUGUUGAGUAUUUGAUGUAGUUUUUCACUUCCUCUGCAGUGCUUCAUGGAUGUAUGGACAAUGACUUAUCAGUGGGUACCGUUGCUGCACCUUCAGCCAUUUCAGCAUUUUACGUGAUCAUGUUGGAUGGCAAAAGAGGACAAAAAGUUCUUUGCAAAAGCUUGUGAAUGCAACGCCUCGUAUGAAUGAAGGUGUUUCUUACACUCAAAUAUUUGUCGUGAUCAUUGCCUUUUUUUCUACAAAGUCUUGAACAAGUUCAAAGAACUCGUUUAUGUUGACGCCCCCCCGGCUGACGUUGACAUAAGCGAUUGUCGACGUAACCCAAAGCAAAACCAGCCGUUGCUUCCGCAUUUCCUUGUGACGUUGGCCAGAGAGCGUGGGUGGUAAUAAAGGACUUCUGUUUGUUGA
Molecule: messenger RNA, 10120 nt
Organism: Dunckerocampus dactyliophorus (ringed pipefish)
Lineage: Eukaryota; Metazoa; Chordata; Actinopteri; Syngnathiformes; Syngnathidae
Gene: sh3pxd2aa
Product: SH3 and PX domains 2Aa
Exons: 12
Coding region: 1984-5178 (1064 amino acids)
Biological process (GO): superoxide anion generation
Cellular component (GO): cytoplasm
Molecular function (GO): protein binding; phosphatidylinositol binding; superoxide-generating NADPH oxidase activator activity
Source: RefSeq, a predicted model, not a curated record